AUGGGCAAGAAGCGAGUGUUGUGUAGCUAUGGUGUUGACAUUGAUGCUGUUGCCGGUUGGCUAGGUUCGUACGGUGGUGAAGACUCGACCAGCGAUAUCUCUCGUGGGCUUUUUGCAGGCACCCAUGGUACACGAAGACUUCUGAAGCUCUUCAAUAAGUACAACAUCAAAGCGACAUGGUUUAUUCCAGGUCAUUCGCUGGAAACAUUUCCAGAAGAAUGUGCGAUGGUUCGUGACCAAGGCCAUGAGAUAGGCCUCCAUGGUUACUCCCACGAAAACCCAGCCGAUAUGUCCUUUGAGCAGCAGUGUGAUGUUCUAGACAAGACAUACAGACUACUUACAGAAUUUUGCGGCAAACCACCUCGAGGCAGUGUCGCACCAUGGUGGGAAUGCAGUCAGGAGGGUGUUGAGCUGUUGCUAAGCUACGGUAUCGAGUACGAUCACUCUAUGGGUCAUGAUGAUGCUCAUAUGUACUGGCUCCGUACGGGUGACACGUGGACGAAGAUCGAUUAUAGUAAGAAAGCGAAAGAAUGGAUGAAGCCUCUAGUUCGAGGUAAGGAAACUGGACUCGUUGAGAUACCUGGCAGCUGGUAUAUUGAUGACUUACCACCUAUGAUGUUCAUCAAAAACAACGCAAACAGUCAUGGUUGGGUCAACCCUCGUGAUGUUGAGGAUAUUUGGAGGGAUCACUUUGACUACUACUAUCGAGAAUAUGAUGAGUUUAUUUUCCCACUGACCAUUCAUCCUGAUGUGUCAGGGCGACCCCAUGUCCUACUUAUGCAUGAAAGACUGAUCGAAUACAUCAACAAACACGAAGGUGUGGAAUGGAUGACUAUGGAGCAGCUCUGCGAUGAUUUCAAAUCCAAGAAUACACCCUCUGAAGGUGCAUUAAUGCCAGCACCUGCCGGUCAGAUCUUAGGGGAAGGCAAGACUACUGCCAACAGAUCUAUGUGA
This is a messenger RNA of Lithohypha guttulata, 954 nucleotides long. RefSeq lists its product as uncharacterized. Bases 1 to 954 code for a protein of 317 amino acids. Gene Ontology annotation, biological process: carbohydrate metabolic process. Lineage: Eukaryota; Fungi; Ascomycota; Eurotiomycetes; Chaetothyriales; Trichomeriaceae. The transcript has 2 exons. The record is from RefSeq and is a predicted model, not a curated record. Gene Ontology annotation, molecular function: hydrolase activity, acting on carbon-nitrogen (but not peptide) bonds.